UGAAGCAUUUCACUUCACUCCCUUGCCCAAUAAUCACAACACACCACAUUAAGAGUAGGGACAAUUCCAUUGCUGAGCUUGUCCCCAGCAUCUGGCCUACUCUCAGGGUCUGCUGUUUAAUGUCCUACCCUUAAUAAUAAUGGGUUGUUGUGAGUUUUCCAGGCUGUAGGGCCAUGUUCCCAAAGCACUCUCUCCUGACGUUUCGCCUGCAUCCAUGGCACGCAUCCUCAGAGGUUGGGACAACCAGAAAACUCACAACAACCCAGUGAUUCCAGCCAUGAAAGCCUUCGACAAUACAAUAAUAAUAAUAAUAAUAUUGACAUGGGGGUGGCAUUUUAUCCCGAUUACCUGUUGAAGUAACCUAAACUGACCUCUCUGGCGCAUGUAUUUGCUCAGACAAGUGAAGAGGCUCCUUUGCAGAAGGGGAGGGGGGGGGAGAGGAAGAGCACCUAAGGGUAUUCCUGCGCACCUUUCAUAACCCUGUUUCAUUCACCAGAUAUGAGGGCGGCUCUGUUUUUGUUCCCCUUUUUUCCUGCUGGCGAAGGGCUGGUUCUUUUUCACCUCCCCGUCACCCCACGAGCCCCUGAUUUCCUUGUCAUUUUCUUCCUAGCCUGUCUUGUGCUGCUGGUGGAUUGAUGAAUCCAGAUCGCGUGUGAGCUAGAGAGAGAGAAAGAGAGAGAGAGAGAGAGGCUCACCACCGGGAUUUUGAGGAAUUUGCCUGUGGUGUUAAAGGGAAGGGAAGAAGUAAGAGAAACUGCGAGAGAGCUCUACCUAUCGACGGAUAUAAGAGAAGUCAAGAGCAUUAGGCAUAAGCAGCAGCCAUACCCACUCAGGCACUAUGAAGCGUCUUUGAGAGAGAGAGGGGGAGAGAGAGAGGGAGAGGGGGCAGAGAGAGAGAGCAGAGAGAGAGAGAGCGGGAGCAUUUUUUUAAACAAAAAACAAAAAACAACCCACAACCAGCCACUAACCAGGACUUUGCAGAGUCCAGGGAGAGGGAAAAGCGAGGGUCCUUAGCCCUGAUCUCUUAACAACAGAAUUAAAGACUUCCUUUUCCUUUCUUUCUUUUUUUUCCCUUCAGAAAAGGGCAUUAUUUAUUUAUAUUUGGGGGGGAAGGAGGUUGGCGUUCCCCUCUUUCUUCCUUCCUUCCUUCCUCUCCUCUCCUCUCUCCUCUUCUCUCAUGCGAGAGCCAUGAGUUCCUAUUUUGUCAAUCCGCUCUUCUCCAAGUACAAAGGCGGGGAGUCCUUGGAGCCAACUUACUACGACUGCCGAUUUCCACAAAGUGUAAGCAGAAGCCAUGCUCUCGUGUACGGUCCGGGCACCACGGCUCCCAGCUUCCAACACCCUUCCCACCACGUCCAGGAGUUCUUCCACCACGGCACCUCCAGCAUCUCCAACUCGGGAUACCAGCAAAAUCCAUGCGCCUUGGCGUGCCACGGAGACGCGUCCAAAUUCUAUGGAUACGAAGCCCUACCCAGGCAGUCGCUUUAUGGUGCCCAGCAAGAGGCAACCGUGGUACAAUAUCCUGACUGUAAAUCCUCUUCCAACAGUAACUCUAGCGAGGGACAAGGGCAUUUAAAUCAAAAUUCUUCUCCCAGCCUUAUGUUCCCAUGGAUGAGACCUCACGCUCCCGGAAGGCGCAGUGGCAGGCAGACUUACAGCCGGUAUCAGACCUUGGAGCUAGAGAAGGAAUUCCUCUUCAACCCCUAUUUGACACGGAAGCGGCGCAUUGAGGUCUCUCAUGCCCUGGGACUGACAGAGAGGCAGGUCAAGAUAUGGUUCCAGAACCGGAGGAUGAAAUGGAAGAAAGAAAACAACAAGGAUAAACUCCCCGGAGCCAGGGACGAGGAGAAAACCGAGGAGGAAACCAACGAGGAAGAGGAAAAAGAAGAGGAGGAAAAAGAAGAAAGCAAGGACUGAGGCUCUCCCUCAGCUCCUUGAAGUCCUCGUUUUAUGGCAGAUGAUAAAUCGAGAUGUUUACGACGGUCAUUCGCUUUUAUAGAGUAUAGAAUGGAGAGACUCUCACACAACAGUAACUACCUGUCAAACAGUUGUAUUCUCCCCCCUCCCUUCUUUUUUUUACAAUCAUAGAGCUUCCCCGGGUUUUCCCCAUUCCUUAACGCUGAUUUUUCCCCUCCCCCUGCAAAAAAAUUGAUUUAAUUCUUCUCCCAAAUAAACAAAAGUAGACCUGGAUUGACUACAACCCAACCUCAAUCCAGGAUGAUCCAUUUCAAUAGCAAUGGAUCUCACCACCAGCAAGAGUGAAAUUCCCCUGCCUCGCUUUACCCCUUUCCUAUAAUUUAGUUAUAAGCGAAUUCAUGCUAUCUUAGAUAUUUAUUUGAAGACCAGGAAGAACUUUCCUUUCUUCUAGGUCCCCUUCCACACAGCUGAAUAAAAUCCCACAUUAUCUGCUUUGAAUUGGAUUAUAUGGCAGUGUGGACUCAGAUACUCUAGUUCAAAGCAGAUAUUGUGGGAUUUUCUGUCUUGAUAUUCUGGGUUAUGUGGCUGUGUGGGAAAAGCCCUGAAUCCACAAUGCCAUAUAUUCCAGUUCAAAGCAGAUAUUGUGGGAUUUUCUGUCUUAAUAUUCUGGGUUAUGUGGCUGUGUGGAAGGGGCCCUGAGUCCACAAUGCCAUCUAUUCCACUUCAAAGUAGAUCUUGUGGGAUUUUUCUACCUUGAUAUUCUGGGUUAUAUGGCUGUGUGGAAGGGCCCUAAGUCUUGUUUUCCACCUCAAACCUACCCCCGCCCAACCAUUUCCCCAAGUUUAAUAAUAAUGUAAAGGGGAUUGGUGGCUGGGCGGGAGUGUGCUUUUUUUUUUGCUUAGGUUUUACUUAGAGCAAAUAUUUUCUUUUGAAGACAAAUGCCAACCAACAACAAAGCUAUCUACCUACAUUUUCUGCCAAGCUAAAAUCCAAUUUGGGAUUUUUUUUAAUUUGUAGCUGUCAGUCUGUAUCAAUAGAAGGACAAUAUUUUGGUGUGUGUGUUUGUGUUGGAGGGGAGAUGGAGGCUGGACAGAUGCCUUGAAUACAGAGCCACAUGCUUCUGAGAUAUAUACAUAUACAUACACACGCAUAUAUAUGCAUAUGUAUGUGUGUAUAUGUGUAUGUGUGUGUGUGUGUGUGUAAUUCACACACACACUCACAUACCUGAACGUAUUUGUAUGCAAAGUCUACCUAUCUGCGCCCUGCGAUUUGGCAGGCAAAAGUUGAUCACCCUAGGCAUAUUUACUUGGGAAGAAGUCCCAUGCAGAUCAGCGAGUUUGACAUUUGAGUCAAGAUGCCUAGGAGAACUGUGAAGGACGUGAAACUAUAAUGAUUUCUAUGGGGUUUGUUUCUUAGAUUACUUGUGUGAGCACUCGAAAUUCUUAACAUACUACCUAGUGGGAAACCUGCAAUAAUCAUCUAUUCGCAACAAGGUGGGGGGCUUACACGUAUUAAAAAGGGAAAAAGAAAAAAGGAAAUGGGAGGGGGAGGGGGAGGGGGGAAGGAAAGGAAAGGAAAAGCAACUUCGUGGAAAUCAUUUUGAAAUCAAGAGUUGUGUAUUGCCCUAAUGCAAGCUACUAAGUAGCAUAAUAAUAAUAAUAAUAAUAAUAAUAAUAAUAAAAGUUUUAAAAAAUACAAAAAAAAACAUUGUAAUGUAUCUUAUCACUACCUAUAGAAGGAGUCAUGCUUUGAAAGUAUUUGUAACGCGGUUUUGUUGUCGUAUGUUGCUGCUUAUUUUUCUUGGAAAAAAAAAUCCCAACAACUGAAACUGCCUAGAUAAGAACGCACAGUAUUGUAUGAUUUUAUUGUGCUUAUAAUGUAGUUUAGGACUUAAAUUGCACUGAAUGUAUAGUUAUCUAUUUGUCUUGACUUAUCUGUUAAUGCAACAUGCUCGAAAUGACACCAACACUCACAAAAAAAAGUAUCAUUUGUUUUAUGUAAACCCAUCGUCCUCUGCGUGUUCCAAACUCUGAAUGUAGCAAUUUCUGCCAGAAACCCAAUUCUGGUCGCCGUGGAUUUGUAUUGUAUACGUGAGACAUUACGUAAAUAAACAAUAAAAAUUGAGGGGGAAAAGA
Molecule: messenger RNA, 4052 nt
Organism: Anolis sagrei ordinatus
Lineage: Eukaryota; Metazoa; Chordata; Lepidosauria; Squamata; Anolidae
Gene: HOXC8
Product: homeobox C8
Biological process (GO): regulation of transcription by RNA polymerase II
Cellular component (GO): nucleus
Molecular function (GO): DNA-binding transcription factor activity, RNA polymerase II-specific; RNA polymerase II transcription regulatory region sequence-specific DNA binding
Source: RefSeq, a predicted model, not a curated record